Molecule: messenger RNA, 8103 nt
Organism: Closterium sp. Naga37s-1
Lineage: Eukaryota; Viridiplantae; Streptophyta; Zygnematophyceae; Desmidiales; Closteriaceae
Source: the annotation of a GenBank genome assembly
AUGGCCGCCUCUCGCAUACGCGUUGCUUUUCCUCUUCAAGUCCUCAUUCUCGUGGCUGUAACCCUCGCAGUGUCACGUCCUCUUGUAGCGGGGACAAAUGCACCAGCCUCUUUCUCUGCAGACUUCUCAGCAGCGGAUGCGACUCGGGAAUAUUUGCGUCCGCGCUUGUCCGUGGCGCACAGGAAGCUCGCCGCCGAGACUGGCGCCGAAACUUACGCCGAAACUCCCCCCGUGACGUCCGGCGCAACUCGCGCCGCGAAAUCCGGCCAGUCCGCCGCAGCAGCAAGAGCAGAGCACGGUUCGGAGGCAACGAGUGAUAUUGCAGCCGAUUAUAACGCGAACGAGGAGCUUCCGGGCCGCCGAAUCACGGCAGCGACGAGGAAAGGAGCGGAUGCAACCGAGGCCACUGCCGCUGCAGUGGGAGGGGAUCGGCGAAUCAUGGCUGAGGGAGAGGCGCGAAAGGGAACUGUCUCACGGUGGUUUGGACUGAAGCGAGAUAAUGGAGAAGGGAAGGUUUGGAGGGGGACGGGUGUAACAGGAACUGGGACAGGUGAAGGGGAGAGAAUGGGAGUGAGGGAGGGAGUGAGGAUGGGGGUAAGGAUGGGGAGGGGUAAUGCUGCGGGAAAAGGUGAGAAGGCAGAGGGAGAGGCUGAUGAGGAGGAAGAGGAAGAGGAAGAGGAAGAGGAGGAAGCAGAGGAGGAAGGAAAGGAGGGGGUUGGGAAUGCGGCCAAGGGAGGGAGCGGCCUAGGGAGUAUCCGGGAAAGUGGUGGAGUGAAAGCUGUUGAAAGUGAUAAUACUGGAGGGAAUAUUGUGCGAGGGGUUGGGAGUGCGAGUGGAAAAGUCAAGGCAGAGGAGCAAGAAGGCAAGGCAGCAGAGGAGGAAGAAGAGGAAGAGGAGGAGGAGGAAGAAGAAGCGAAGGAGGGUGGCAAGGUUGUGAAACCUACUGGGGAGGGGAUGUUGGGAAGAAGAGGCAACGGGAAUUUCAAUGACGGUCAAGCAGUCAACACUGAUGCUGUGAGGAGAGGUGAAGUUACAACGGGGGGAGUGACACCAACGAGGGGUGGUGGUGGUCCUGUGUUGACGAAUUCGCCGGGUUUGAACACAGAGAGAGCAGUGGGAGUGGGAGUGGGAGUGGGAAGGCCGGUGGUUGAGGGGACGAAGGGACGGGAGAAGGUGAAGUUAGCAGGGCAGGAGGCGAAGGAAGAGGAGGAAGAGGAGGAGGAAGAGGAAGGGGAAGGUAAGGAGGAGGAGACGGCGGGGGGGAAGACGUCUCAAGGCAAGCAGGGAACCACGGCUCUCACAGCACGAGGAACUGACGUAGCUGGGGCUGCUGCUGUGGCGGCUACAGCUGCUGGCACUGGCAGCUCUUUCUCUUCGCUGCAAACUGCUGCUGGUAGUGUGGUGAAGAAGGGGAAAGAGGAAGAGGAGGAAGACGAGGAGGAGGAGGAGGAGGAAGUGGAGGAAACAGGGACGAAGACGUCACAAGGCAAGCAAGGAGCCACGACCAUCACCACGAGAGGAACGGACGCAGCUGGGGCUGCUGCGGUAGCGGCUACAGCUGGUGGCACUGGCAGCACUGGCAGCUCCUUCUCUCCGCUGCACACUGCUGCUGGCAGUGCGGUGAAGAAAAGUGCAGAGGAGGAAGAGGAGGAGGCCGAGGAGGAAGAAGAGGAAGAGGAGGAAGCAGGGGCGAAGACGUCGCAGGCAAUGGAAGGAGCCACACCCAUUACCACAACUGGAACCGACACAGCUCGGGCUGCUGCGGUAGCGGCUACAGCUACGGGCACUGGCAGCUCUAUUUCGCCGAUGCGAACUGCUGCUGGCAGUGCGAUCAAGGAUACGAAAGAGGAAGAAGAGGAGGAGGAGGAGGAGGAGGAGGAGGAGGAGGAGGAGGAGGAGGAGGAGGAGGAGGAGGAGGAGGAGGAGGAGGAAGAGGAGGCAGAGGCAGAGGAAAAAACAUCAGUAGCCAAGAAAGCACUCAUGCCUCGUACCACAGUGGGAACUGACGCAGCUGGGGCUGCUUCUGUGGCUGCUACAGCUGCUGGCACUGGCACUGGCACUGGCACUGGCACUGGCAGCUUUGGUUUUCCACUGCAAACUUCUGGCCGCAGUGCGGUCAAGAAGGUGAAGGAAAAAGAGGAAGAGGAAGAAGAAGAAGAGGAGGAGGAGGAAGAGGAGGCAGAGGAGAAGACGUCCCAAGCCAAGCAAGGAACUGCCACAAAGGGUGCAGAUCUAACCGGUACAGGUGCUACUCGUUUUGAAACGCCUCAGCUCACCAAAGGCACAGAAUUGUCUGGUGCAGGUGCGAUUGGGAAGGAUAAAGAGGAUGAGGGAGAGGAAGAGGAGGAGGGAGAGGAAGAGGACGAGGAAGAAAAAGAAGAAGGGCCAGGAGGAAGAGGCACAGCUGCUGGUGAUGUUGGAAGAAGUGGGUUAACUGCUGGUGGGGCCUUUUCUGGUGGCACUCUUCCAUCUGGCAGUAGCGAAUCAGCUUAUAAGGGAGCAACCAGCAGCUUGGAAUCCGGGAGUAGUGGCAGAGGAGGUGGUGGUGGUAGUGGUGGUGGGGACCCUGACGAGGUGGAAGGGACGAGCGUGGUGGGGAAGGGGCCUCCGGAGACUGGCUCUUCCCUUGCUGCUAAUGCUGCGACUGGUGCUGGUGCUGGCGCUGGCGCUGCGACUGGUGCUGGCUAUACUGGCAUUGGUGGUGGUGGUGUGGCUAGUGGUGCCAGCAAUGCUGGUUCCCGUGCUGCUUCUUCUGGGUUAGUUUCUGAUGGUGCUGGUGGUAAGAAGGCAGGGAGGGCGGGAGAUGAAGAAGAAGAGGGGACUGAGGAGGAAGAGGAUGAGGAGGAAGAGGAAGAAGAGGAAAAAAGAGGAGCCAAGGCGAGAGGUGUAGCGUCUGAAGGUAAGCUGUCGGGUGGGGCUUCGAUUGGAAGCCUGGUUCAGUCAGAGGCGAGAGGGUCGGGACUGAGUGAGUCCGGACGGGUUAAGUCAGGAGGCGUGACGAAGUCAGGCGUGACUAAGGCGGGAGUGACGGCAGAAGAAACUGUAUCAAAGGGAACGCGAGGCGCAGAGGAGAAGGAGGAGGAAGAAGAGGAAGAGGAGGAGGAAGAGGAGGAUGGGAAGGAGGAGGAUGAGGAGAAUCCAAGCACAAAGAAAGUGCUGGGUGGAAAGGGAGAAGCAUCAGAAGGUGAAUCAGAAUCAGAGCAUGGGUCGCCGUUUACGAAAUCCUCUGCAGUUCCGUUAGUGAAGGCUGGUGGCGUGAGCCGUGGUGUGACUGUAGGAGGAGGUGAUUCAAGGGGUGUGGGGGGAGAUGCUGGCAGUGGAAGAGAUAGGCUGGAGAAGGGAGGGAUGGGAGGCGAGGGAAAUGUGAAAGGGGAGGGCGAGGAGGAGGAAGAGGAGGAGGAUGGAGAGGAUGCGGAAGAGGACGAGGAGAGUGCAGGAAAACUGAAGGAUAAGGCAAAGGCUGGUGGUGCUUCAGGUGCAGCUUCAGCUGCUGGUUUUGAUGAUGGCUUGGCGAAGCCUGGGGCAACUGAAGGCUUAAAACGGACUCGGAUGGGAGAUCCACGAUCAAGUGCUAGUGCAAGUGCAGGUAAGGACACGGAGGCAGCAGCUAAGAGCGGUAGCAGUAAGGCAGACGAUGAGGAGGAGGGUGAGGAGGAAGAGGGGGAAGAGGGGGAAGAGGAAGAAGAAGGGAAGGCAGAUGGGAAGCAUGAGGAGAGAGCUGGGACGAGGGAGGAGGGAGUGAGAGGUGAAGGGGAGGGUGGAGGGGGGAGUGGAGAGUGGGGGAAGAAGAGUGGGAGGGGGGAGGUGGGGGAUGAAGGCACCAGGAUGGAAGGGGUUGGGCGAGGGGGCAGGGAUGGUGCUGUUGGUGAGAGAGGGGAGGAAGAAAGGGCAGCGACAGGUGGGAUUCCUGUGAGAGGAAAGGGGGUUGGAGUGCAGAAGGGAAAGGAGAAGGGUGAGGAAGAGGAGGAAGAGGAAGGUGAGGAGGAAGAGGAGGAAGGGGAGGAAGAGGGAGAGGAGGAGGAGGAGAAGAAAAGUGUGGGGGGAAAGGCUGGUAAGGGAAAGGUGAAAAAGGGAGCGUCAGGAGGAAGAGGAGGAGCUGGGGAGGAGGAAGAGGAGUCUGAGGAGAGGGAGGACGAGUCAGAAGGAAAGGAAGAAGAGGAAUUAGAAGGGAAGGCGUCAAUGAGGGGUGGGUAUACAAAGGCAGGGCAGCAGCAGUCGCGGGCAGAGCAGGUGGAGGGAGAGAGGGAGGCGAGUGAUGCUGCUUCUUCUGGCGGUGGUGAUGGUGCAAGGGAGGGGAAGGUGAGGAGAGGAACGGGUGGAGGUGAGGAAGGGACGAUGGGGGAGCGGAAGGGCGGGAAAGGCGAAGCAGGAAGUGCAGGUGAGGAUGAGAGUGAGAGUGAGGAUGAAGAGACAGAAGAGGAGGAGGAAGAGGACGAGGAGAGUGGUGAGAGGAAGAAGAGAGGAUCCGAGGAGGAGGAGGGUCGUGGAGAGAAGAAGGGAGGGAAGGCGGAGGAAGAGAAGGGAGUUGAUGAGGAGGGAGAGGAGAAGCGGGAAUGGAAGAGUCGUGAGGAAGGUGGGGGCAUGGAGAGCAGGUUAGUUGUGAAGGGAAAGAGGGAGGGAGAAAAGGGAGAGAGGGAUAAGGAGGAGGAGGGAGAGGAGAGGGAGGAGGGGGAGGAGGAAAAGGGGGAAGAUAAAGGUGGCAAAAGCGGAGGAGAGGUGCGAGAAGAGGAAGAAGGAGGAGAGCGGGACGGGGUAAGAGGUGGGGAACGGGAUGAGGGCCGCGAGGAGGAAAGAGGGGAAGGAAUGGAAGAGGGGAGGGAGGAGGAAAGGGAGGUGGGAAGAGGGGAGGGAAGGGAGCAGGAAAGGGAGGAGGAAAGAAGGGAGAAGAGGGAGGGAGAGAGUUUUGGGCUUCAUUAUAAGGCAGGUGGUGAGCGUGACGAUGGGGGAGGGGAGCGUGAGUGGGGAAAGAGAGGAGGUGAGGGUGGAGGGGGAGGGGAAGGUAUGGGUGAAAGAGGAGGAGAAGGAAUGGGAGGAGGAGGAGGAGAUACUGAUGAUAUAGGAAUGGGGAGAGACGCUGGGGACGAUGAGAGGCAGCAAGGGGAGGCUGGGGAAUCAGGAAUUGGAGAGGGAAGGGGAGAGCACGCGAGCAAAACUCCAGAUGGUUUUUCCUCCUAUGCUGCUGCGCACGGUGACACCACCCACGGCCAGAGGGAAGGCGAACCUUCCUAUGGCCAUGCACAGGGGCAGCAAGGCAGUGAAUUUGGCAGCAGCGGCGGCGUCGGGAGGGAGACGGAGUUUGGCAGAGAGCAAGGGCAACAAGGCACCGACUUUAGCAGCAGCAGCAGCAACAGCAAGAUGAGGGAGAAUGAGUUUGGGGGAUCACAUUGGGAGCAACGCACUGAGCCUGAGGCUGGCAGCGCACAGGGGGGGUUGGCAAGGGCGGAGAUGGGCAGCAGCAGCGACGUGAGUGUCCCGGACGACCACUCCCUGGGCCUGGGGCUGGGCUUUGGGCAGGCGGCAGCAGGAGAAGAUGCUGACUGGGACGUGCCCCUGCCACAACCCGUGCUGCAGACGCGCGCUCAGGCUGUAGCAGAGGGGUUCAGAGAGGCCGCGGGGAGGUUCGUGCCGAUGCUGCCUGUCGAACAGGUGAAGCGCGUGGAGGAAGCUGCCAGGAAGUUUGCCAAGGACGGAACCAUCAUCUUUGCUGCAGCGUCGUAUGUGUACCUGCCUCUCUUCCGCAACUGGGUCACCGCUCUCAACCGCAUUGGCCUCUCCAGCAAUUUCCUGCUCUUCGCCCUCGACCAGGCCAUGUACGUGGCAGUGGAGGACGCCUAUCCCGGCCACGCCAUGUGGCUUGAAGUGGCAAAUCUGACCCAGCAUCCUACACCGCGCCCCACCGCUUUCCACCACCUCGGCUCUCCGGAGUUCCUCCUCCUGGCCGCCCGCCGCCCCUUCUUCGUGCGAGCUCUGCUCAAGGCGGGAGUGAACGCCCUGUACAGUGACCUCGACACCGUGUGGCUCAAGAACCCCCUCCCCUUCUUCCCGCCUUCGCUCGACAUCACCUUUCAAGACGACUCUCACCUCUUCUCCCCCGGAGAAGCCUCCCCCCUCCCCCUCCCCUCCAUCUCCUCCCCCUCCUCUCCUUCCAAUUCCUCUCUUGCCGUCCCUCUCCCUUGGUCGCAAAUCGCCCGAGCCUCCCCGUGCCUGGCAAUGUUCCGCCAAACCAAGGGCACUGAAGCUGUGGUGGAGGAUUGGGCUCGGAGAAUGGCAACAGUGGACUACACCUACGCUGUGCCUAGCAGUGACGUACCCUUGCUACAAAAGGCCCUAUUUCAAAUGGCUAAGGAUGGGAAACCACUCAAAGUGGGUAUUCUCCCUCAAGAGUCCUUCCCUCCUGGCUGGCUUGCUUUCAGCCCUCUAGGUUCCUCCUCCCCUUCAGCCUCAUCCUCGUUAGAAGCCUCUCAGUUACCAGGAUUAGGAUCUGAAGCACUUAUGAAGGAUCAGCUGCCGUCGUCGCUGUCGUUUGGUGGAGCAGUAGAGAGGGGUGUAGGGGGGAGGGUGUGGUUGCAGGAGCACAGAGAGGAGGUGGUGGUGGUGCAUUGCAAUGCGGCUCGCCUGCUGCCGUUCAAGAUCGAUGCGAUGAAGGCUAAUGGCGAGUCGUUACCCCAAGCCGGCACAAGCUCUUUCGGUAUGCGAGAGUUGCUGCAAGAUGACACCAAGACCUUACGAGAGGGCAAGCUUCUGGCGGAGACUCUCGCGGGUGCGGCGGGAGAAGCGACCCAGGCAGCAGCCGCUGGCACCAAGGGGAACAACAACGGGUGGGGUGGAGGGGCGGAGAGCGGUUCAGGGGGGUGGACGGAUGCGCUAUGGUCGCCCGCCAAGCUACUGGACGCAUUCGUGACGAGCCUGUCAAUGAUCCUCGUCAGCGAGAUCGGAGACGAGACGUUCAUCAUCGCUGCCCUCAUGGCCAUGCGCCAUCCGCGCAGCAUUGUGCUCGCUGGAGCGCUCUCAGCUCUUGGGAUCAUGACGGUGCUAUCCACGGGACUGGGUCUCAUAGUGCCCAACCUUAUUUCCAGAAAGGCCACCAACAGCGCUGCCACAGUGCUGUACACCUUCUUUGGCCUGCGCCUGCUCUACAUUGCGUGGAGGGCCGACCCUAAGGAGUCUGCUGCAAAGGAGAUGGAGGAGGUAGAGGAGAAGCUGGAGAGCGAGGAGAAUGACAAGGGCAGGCACAGAGGCAUUCGCAAGUUCUUUGCUGGCUUCUGCACGCCUGUCUUCCUCGAGCCCCAGAGGGCUUUAACAGCUACAAACCCUUUCCUACGCCUGGCUCAACUAGCCAUCACUAGCAUACUCUCGCCGCGACCUACGCCGUCGCCGCCGUUCCCCCCCCCUCCCGCCGCGAUUACGCCUUCCUCGCCUGCGGAUUCCACCGCCGCGAGCGCAACGCCGCUGUCCCCUCCUCCCCCCCGCCGCGACCCCCUGUCGCCGCCUCCCCUUCUCGCCGCCGCGCCUGAUUCGGCGCCGCCUGCGCAUCCUGCCGCCGCGACGCCUCGUCGCCGCCUGCCCGCUGCCCGUCCCUCCGCCGCGACGUCACGUCGCCGCGUUCCCGCCGCCGCGCCUGCUACGGCGCCGCCUGCGCAUCCUGCCGCUGCGACGCCUCGUCGCCGCCUGCCCGUCCCUCCGCCGCGACGUCUCGUCGCCGCGUUCCCGCCGCCGCGCCUGCUUCGGCGCCGCCUGCGCAUCCUGCCGCCGCGACGCCUCAUCGCCGCCUGCCCGUCCCUCCGCCGCGACGUCUCGUCGCCGCGUUCCCGCCGCCGCGCCUGCUACGGCGCCGCCUGCGCAUCCUGCCGCCGCGACACCUCGUCGCCGCCUGCCCGUCCCUCCGCCGCGACGUCUCGUCGCCGCGUUCCCGCCGCCGCGCCUGCUUCGGCGCCGCCUGCGCAUCCCGCCGCCGCGACGCCUCGUCGCCGCCUGCCCGUCCCUCCGCCGCGACGUCACGUCGCCGCCUCCCCUUCCCGCCGCCGUGCCUGCUUCGGCGCCGUCUGCCCGUCCCGCCGCCGCGACAGCUCGUCGCCCCCUGCCCGUCCCGCCGCCGCGACCUAA